UUAUUUCAAAUUUUAAGUGCUGCUGAUAUAAGCAGCCAGCAGGUAAAGUUUGAAAGAAAAUCUGUUGUGAGUAUUACCUAACAGAAGGUUGUCUCGUCUCCAGGCUCCCCUCAAACAAGCCCACCCUGAAUAAGGAAGUACUUUUCCGCUUCCGCCAUCAAUAGACUAGCUGACAGCCUAUCUAGUUACCUGAAGAAUAUUAAACAUGGCUCAAAGCAAGCAACAAAGCGGCGGUAUAAAUAUUUCUAUGUGUAAAAUCAAAAAGGAAGUCGCCGGAAAUCAUCUAGUGACAACUGGAAGUGCAUGCGUUUUAAGAUGGCCUUGGGAAAUCGAGUUUGCUUCUUCCAAAACACAAGGAAAGAACCGGACGUUUGUAGUCACAACCAGUGAGGUUUUCAGCCAGCGUGAUUCAAACUCAGAAACAGCUUGGAGAGCUGACUUCCUACCCUUGACUAGGUGGAGUAGAAGUGAAAAGUUUAGUCUAAAUGGUGUUACGGUCCACGAGGUUCCUGUGCCAAGUCAAAAACACGCUAUCACGCUAACUUUCAUUCCAACAGAGACAUUGCACAAUCAGAAGACAAUGUCAAAGUGGCGCACUGAUCAAUUAAAAACAUCUCGUUCCAAGCUCUGCCAUCACAAAGACGAGACAUGCAAUGAAGCAGCUGAUAGGAAACAGCUUCUUUGUUUCGUACUAUUGGAAACAACGUUGGAAGACGACAAAUUUUCACUUCGUUGUUACGUGCUUUGCAGGAAUGAAAGCGGGUCAUAUUUCCUGCACGAUCAUGGCAACAAGGCGGAAAUCAGAACGCUAAAAGAUUUCCAUUCUAGUGAAAAACCGAGGGGAUCGGUAAUUUUAAACGAGAGUGGGCAUGUUGUGGGAUUAUUGGCGUUUGGUGACAUAGACGAGAUUCUGCCACUGUUCUUUGCACAGAACAUGCAGGGUGAUGACCCAUCAACCCAUGUUGAGAGCAACACAAACAAAGCCCCAAGUCAAGAAUGUUCUGGCAGUGAUGGUCAUGAUAUGCAGAGUGAUGCAAACCAGAAUGCUGAGAAACAAUUUCCCUUUAACAACAAUGGUCGGUUGAAGUUAAAAAGAGAACAUGAAGGAGCUUCUGAUGAGUCUUCAAGACACAGUAUAACAACAUCUGAUGGUUCAGAAACUGGUUUGCAGUCAGGCAUUGGAGAUCCAGAUUCAGGCUUGCAGGGAUUUGAGAUUAAUCAACAAAUGCGUGGUAACAAACAUCAACCACAGGAGUUGUCAUUUCGCUCAAUUGUGCCACAAACAAUGGAAGGCACUGGUGUUGUUGAAGAGGAAUUAAGACAUCCAUUGCAAUGUCAGACAGAAGGAACAUUAACUCAUCCUGUCAGUGGAGUAUCAAGAAGGUCUCAUAGUACCAUGACACCAAGGCCACAGAGAAGCCAAAGGGAGCUUUCAGAAAUACCUCUGAAAUCAGAUACCGGGGUUGAAGAUGUAAUCUUGCACAAAGUCUAUCUAAUGGAUGCAAUUAGCCGUCAUUUGGAUAUGUCUUGCAAAGGCAUUCAAAACUGGAGCCAUUUGGCCAGUCUUCAUGAUGUGUCUGUCUACCUGCGGUUGAAAUGCCAAACAGGGGAACAUCAUUCCAGGUCUGAGAAAAUGUUUGAUCUGUUAUCAGCGGAAGAUCCUGACCUCCUCAUUGGAACUCUGAAACAACACCUCAGAGAUCUGAAAAUAAAUAAUGUGGAGCAUUACAUAAAAGAACUCAAUUUGAGAGAUGACGAGAAGGUUGCAGACUUUUUAGAAUCACCUGAUCUCAUCCCAGGCAGACUACUUAUCAUGUUAGAUCUUCUACCAGAAGAAACCUGGAAAGAUCUUGGAGAUAAACUGGGUGUUAAUCGUGAAAAACUCAAGCACAUCAAGACUGAUUGUGCAAAUCAACAAGAAAAUCCUGCAAGCCAUGUAAUCAACAUCAUUUACAGAUCACAGCCGACAAUGCCCGUUGCAAAGUUUGAGGAACACUUGACCAAUAUAGGACGGUCUGACGUGGCAAAAAAAUUAGACAAAAUAUCAGGAAAGGGGACGAUUUAUGACCUGUACAAAGACUUGGAUUUGAUGCGAGAUGUCACAAGCAUGCUCAAUGGAGCAGAUAAUUCCCAGAUAAAAAACUACAAAGAUCUAGCGGAUAUUUGUGGUAUUACCAUUGACGAGUACGAGAGCCUUCAACCGCCAUCUGCUGAGAGCCCUACUAAAGAAGUUCUAGACGACAUCGUAAGGCGUAAACCAACAUUUACCGUGGAGGAACUGAUCACAAAUUUUUGCGACAUGAAACGCGUGGAUGUUAUAGAGGCUAUUAGCCCCUAUUUUGUAGAGGAAGACAUGAGAGCCAUAAAGAAGAAACUGAAGCUAAUUUAGGUGCCGCUGUACGCUUUUAAUGUUCGAUAAUGUGAGGGAGGUUAUAAUUUAGCUCUUGGGUACCCGCCAGGGCCCAUACACUUUGAGGGAGGGUAUAUCGAAUUUAGGUCUCAGGUACCCGCCAGGGUUCGUGCACUUUGAAAGAGGGUAUACUUUAGGUCUCAGGUGCCCGCCAGGGUUCAUACACUUUGAAAAAGGGUAUAAUUUAGGUCUUAGGCACCCGCCAGGGUUCAUACACUUUAGAGAGGGUAUAAGUUAGGUCUCAGGUGCCCGCCAGGGUUCAUAGACUUUGAGGGAGGGUAUAACUUAGGUCUCAGGUACCCGCCAGGGUUCAUACACUUUGAAUGAGGUUAGGAAUUGGAUUACAUGGCAAAAUGAGAUGUCGAGUCUGUCCAGGAUCAGGAAUCUUGAGAGAUAAUAGCUAUAAUCUCGGGCCACAUUUAUUAGGAAAAUUAAUAACUAACUUAACAAAUAAGGUACAAGGGAAUAAAUACUUGGUCUUCUUCCAGUGUAUUUCUCAUUGGUUGAACAAAUGGAAAUUCUAGGAAGAGGAAGGAGUCAUUCACAGUCUAUUUUAGAAUUAACAAGUGUUUUCUAGGACAAAACUACAGCAUAAAGGGCUGCUUCAGGAUUUAAGUCAACUACCAGCCGGCUUGUUUGGUUUCAAAACGUAUCAUUCUCGCUCCAUGAGGGGAGGGGCACUUCUAAGACAAACGAGCGCCAGUUGCGUAGAUCAAACAAAUUUAUAUCGUUUUUUCCCUGUUCUGUAAAUUCAGUGUCCAGCCCAGCCGGAACCACAAGAUAUAUAGAUACUCCUUUAAAAGUGGCCCAUUGUUGUGUAGUUUAUUGAUUCGAAUUGAUAGUACAUACAAAACAUUUGAUCAGAUGGUUAAAACUUAGAUAUAUUAGGUACAGCUGAUUUCUGAUUUCAAAGAGCGGAAUCUGAUAUUAUUAUUCAAAGCCUUGAUCGGAUUCUGGGCGCUUUCAAUUCGACGAAAAAUUCCGGUAUUGCCUUCUGAAAAUUUCCAGUGGCGAAUCGGGAACAGUAUUUUCCGGAAUUUCCGUAAAAGAGGACAACCUUGCUACGUAUAGUCAAAUUUGCGAAAAUUUCUUGCCGGAAAUUUCCGUUCCAGUCAAUUUUCCUCCCGGAAUUUCCAGAAUUUUCGGUUAAAUGGUUCGCAUUUCGGAAAUUUAAUAAUUCUCAUACUUUCCAGAAAUUCUCCCAGGAAAGUAUAACACAAACAGCGGCGUUAAACAUUGUACUCCAACGCAUUUUAUAAACUUGACGUUUCGUAUGCUAGAAAACAUACAUUUUCAAAAGUGACCGCGGUUUGUACUAUAUUUUAAACCUUCCAGGAAAUUUCCCUACCAUUUGGCUCCGUUUCGAAAGUUUUCGGGAGUUUUUCGUCGAAUGGAAAGUGCCCGUAAGUAGAAGAUGCGAAUUAGCCUGCUAAGCAGAUCUGUUGCCGGAGGAUUUAUCUUGCACAAUUUGCCUACGUGUGGGAAAUGCUCUGCAGGUGUUUUCUGCAGACUACUUUCUAGUCUUAUCAUCCUCGGUCACUUAUCUUGUUUUUGUUUUACGGAAACAUCUUUUUUCUCUUUCUUUCUUUUUCUUUUAAUAAACUUUUAUUUGCAUACAAUACAGCCAGUUACAUAACUUACACUACUAAUACUUACACAACUAACAUUACAAUACAUCUACGUAUACAGCUUAAAAUACAAACACAGCUACUUCACAUUGCUGGCAAUACCUAUAAGAUAUUUUACAUUUUUUCGGUCAGUACACUACAGUGCUCACACAGCCACUUUACACUAUUUAUACAAUACUGAAUAACUAGCAUUUUUUUUAACUUUCGAUACAUUUGAUGUUAUUAUUAACGGAACAAUCAUAGAUAGAAAAGAAAAAAAAAUUAAAACUAACAAAUCGUAAAUAAAAAUGAAAGACGAAGUAGAAAAAAUAGAAGUGGCACAUACCCUGAUCUGAGACAAAACGGAAACAUGGAACAUCUGGGGAAUCUCCUGUGGAGAAGAGAAACAAGGGAUUCAGCUUGUCGCAGGUUAGAGAACCAAUAGUAAUAUUCAUCAAAUCACAUAGUGCACUUUAAUAUCGCCAGAGAGAAACAGAGAAAUACAGUCGAACCCCUAUUAAGCGGCCACCCCUAUUUGGCGACCAGUUAUCAAAGUCGCAAUGAUGGCUUUUCUAUUGUUUUUACUUCUAUUAAGCGGCCAGGGGCCCAUUUCUCGAAAGCCCCGGAAACCUUUCGGGUCCGUAAAGCCAUUUUUAGUCCAUCUGUAUCUAAAAACGGAGAAGUGUUUACGCCUGAAACUUAUUGUAUGGAGGUAACUUCUCUUCAUAUUAAGAAUAUGUGAAUAAAACAGCUCUGUAAUCGUAAGAUUCGAGAGUUUGCUAUGGUUGCACGGGCCCGAGAAGUUUCCGGGGCUUUCGAGAAACGGGCCCCAGCCGCCUUUAUUAAAGCGGCAACUAUCCAUUUCCCCGAGGGUGGCCGUUUAAUAGGGGUUCGACUGUAGAUCUUUUUUUUUGUCGACUUCAAGCAAAUGGAAAAUGUUAUAUACUACACUUAAUAAUGCGGGAAGGUUGUCUUCAGGUAAAUCCGAGCGUUCUGAUUGGUUCCUUCUUGUUUGGGAUUUUGCCGUGCGGACCGUUUCAAUUCUCUAGGACGACCCUUGCGCUCGGUUAGUAAGAGAUUAGUAUUACACAAAUACAUUCUUAAUUGUAUCGUAUAAUAUUUUUUAUUUGCUUCGGUUGGCCUUCCAGUUGGCCAACUGGUUAGCCUCCGGCCGGUUGGGAUUUUUAUCAAGUUUCUGUUUUAAGGGAAAAUGUUUGUUUGCAGUGUAAAAUACCCUGACACGUAUUAGAAAAUAAAGUGAUUUUAUAACGAUU
Molecule: messenger RNA, 5291 nt
Organism: Orbicella faveolata
Lineage: Eukaryota; Metazoa; Cnidaria; Anthozoa; Scleractinia; Merulinidae
Biological process (GO): signal transduction
Molecular function (GO): protein binding
Source: RefSeq, a predicted model, not a curated record